AUGGAUCCCGUGGUCUCCCUAACGCCUCACUACAUGGUCAAAUCCAAGUCACCUGUCGAUGCUGGUCAAGCUCCCAACGCCUCAUACAUCAAGUUCGACAUUCCACCGACAGACUCUUUCAGGAAGAACGAAGAAGAGCGUAUCUUCACGUCUUUCAAGGAGAGCAUGGUGCAAGUAUGGCAAGGUCCUGGUAAACUCGAUUUGACGGAUGGCAUGGGCAAUCACGUCAACGUCGAUACCGUCAAGGGCUUGCCUCCGCGACCAUUUGAAAUGCCAGACGGCUGGAAUCAGGUCUUUGGCAUCGAACGCUUCCGAGUCGCCGAAGGAUUGUUCGACGCCAAGGCAGCACUCACCGAUGACAGCCACCCCACGCCUGACCAAAAGCACACCAUCACAUCAAUGGUCCAGGCUGCUCUGUCUGCUGUGGAUGUCGAAAUCAGACCAACGCUGCUGAACAACAUUGUCCUCACUGGAGGUGGCAGUCUGCUCGAUAAGCUCGCAGAACGUCUCCACGGCGAGCUCUCGGCACUAUACCCCAACCCUCGCGUGAGAGUUCAUGCUAGCAACAUUGUGACUGACAGGAAGUACGGAUCAUGGGUUGGAGGUAGCAUUCUCGCAAGUUUGGGUACUUUCCACCAGGUAAGCCUUUUCUCAGUUCAUACUGCCUGA
Messenger RNA from Aureobasidium vineae, 669 nucleotides. Lineage: Eukaryota; Fungi; Ascomycota; Dothideomycetes; Dothideales; Saccotheciaceae. The record is from the annotation of a GenBank genome assembly.